CACUGAGAGGGAAGCCUUGUGCUGGAACAGACAGGAACUAUUUGCAGUGGAAGAUGAUCCGCUCAGAGAUGGUCAUCAACCACCCAGCCUCAGAGCUGAGGGCUGUGAAGAGGAGGCAGCCGGGGGGGAUUCCGAACCCCUGUCCAGCCAUCCUGCAGCACAGUAUCAAGGACAAGAUCUCAGAAUGGGAAGGGAAGCAGGAAUCACCUGCUUCUGCACCCGGUAGAAGAGUGGAAGGACCAGAGGAGAAUUACUCUGCUGCUUCUGGGGAGGAAAAGAGAAGCAGCGAGGGACUGAGGACUCAAAAUGGAACCAGACCUGAUGAGGCCGAGAGCCAAGAGAACGAGAAGUGCAGAGGUGGCAUGAAAGUUGGGGGCCUGCAGCCAGCCCGGGAACGGGGCAGAGGCCUCGGGCAGGAUGACAGCCCUUCAGUGCUCAUGCAGGUCCGGAGGCUGGAGCAGGCGCUCAAGGAUGGCUCUGCGGGCUUGGACCCCCAGCUGCCAGGCACCUGCUACUCCCCACACUGCCCACCCGACCAGGAUGGGCCUGGCCGGCGUGGGAGCGGCACGGAACUCAGGCCCACGGAGGACCGCAGAGGUUCGUGCUGGAGGCCCUGGGAGCAGAGCCUGGAUGGGGUGCACCGGGGCUUUGAGGGUGCACCCCCCAGGCCCAUCACCAGCCCCCCGCCCAAGCCCCGGAGAACGUUCAAACACGAUGAUGGUGAAGGGGACAUGGCCAGGGGCCCAAGUUUGAGGAGCAGGAAGGAGAAACGGAACCCGCCACCUCUGCCUUCCCUCCCACCUCCGCCCCUGCCCUCCUCGCCGCCACCCACGUCGGUCAACAGGAGACUCUGGAACGCAAGGCCCAAGCCCAGUGCUGACCACAGAAAGUCUUACGAGUUUGAGGACCUGCUGCAGUCCUCGGAGAGUGGUCGGGUGGACUGGUACGCGCAGACCAAGCUGGGGCUAGCACGCACUUUAUCGGAAGAGAAUAUCUAUGAGGACAUCUUAGACCCGCCCAUGAAGGAGAACCCCUAUGAGGAUGUGGAGCUACAUGGGCGCUGCCUGGGGAAGAAACGUGUUAUGAGCUUUCCGAGUUCGCCCACCUCCUCCAUCCCUGACGCACCUGCUAAGCAGUCAUUGGCCAAACCUGCUUUUUUCCGGCAAAAUUCUGAGAGGAGAAACUUCAGGCUUCUGGACACGAGGAAGCUGAGUCGGGACGGAACCGGGUCCCCUUCUAGAACCAGCCCUCCCUCCACCCCUAGCAGCCCUGACGACACUUUCUUCAACCUUGGAGACCAACAGAAUGGCAGGAAGAAGAGAAAGAUCCCUAAGCUGGUGUCCCGCAUCAAUGCCAUCUAUGAGGCCCGGAGAGGGAAGAAGCGGGUAAAGAGGCUGUCCCAGUGCACAGAGGGCAACUCAGGAAAAGUGACAGAUGAAAACAGUGAGUCUGACAGCGACACGGAGGAGAAGCUGAAAGCUCACAGCCGGCGCCUGGUGAACGUGAAAUCGCGCCUGAAGCAGGCACCCAGGCUGCCCACCUUGGACCGGGAGCUUGCAGAGUUCCAGGAGCGGCGGCUCUUUGAGUUCUUCGUGGUGGUGUCUCUGCACAGGAAGCAGACUGGGGCGGCCUACGUACCCGAAGUCACCCAGCAGUUCCCCAUCAAGUUGGAAAGGUCGUUCAAGUUUCUGAAAGAGACCGAGGACCAGCUAAAGGUCAUUCCCCAGUUCUGCUUCCCUGACGCCAAGGACUGGACCCCAGUCCAACAGUUUACCAGUGAAACCUUCUCCUUUGUCUUAACCGGCGAAGAUGGGAGCCGAAGGUUUGGUUACUGUCGCAGACUGCUGCCCGGCGGCAAAGGCAAGCGCCUCCCUGAAGUUUACUGCAUCGUGAGCCGCUUGGGCUGCUUCAGUCUCUUCUCCAAGAUUCUGGAUGAGGUCGAGAAACGAAGAGGCAUCUCUCCUGCCCUGGUCCAGCCCCUCAUGAGGAGCGUCAUGGAAGCACCUUUCCCAGCCCUAGGCAAGACUGUGGUGGUCAAGAACUUCCUACCUGGCUCGGGGAAUGAGGUGAUUGAACUGUGCCGGCCCCUCGACUCCCGGCUGGAGCACGUGGACUUCGAGUCUCUCUUCUCAGCUCUCAGUGUUCGACACCUGCUCUGUGUCUUUGCCUCCCUGCUCCUGGAGCGGAGGGUCAUCUUUAUCGCUGAUAAACUCAGCACCCUAUCGAAGUGCUGCCACGCCAUGGUGGCCCUCAUCUACCCCUUCACCUGGCAUCACACCUAUAUCCCAGUGCUGCCCCCUGCCAUGAUCGACAUCGUUUGCUCGCCUACCCCUUUCCUCAUUGGGCUGCUCACCAGCUCUCUGCUGCUGCUUCGGGAACUGCCACUGGAAGAGGUCCUCGUGGUAGACCUCGUCAAUGAUCGGUUCCUCCGACAGAUGGAUGACGAGGAUUCUAUUCUGCCCCGGAAACUUCAGGUGGCUCUGGAACAUAUUCUGGAGCAGAGGAAUGACCUGGCCAGUGACCAGGAAGAAGGAGCCCCAGACUGCAGGCACGGCCCCGAGUGCAGCCCCUUGAACGAGGUGGUGUCCGAAGCCUUUGUGCGCUUCUUCGUGGAGAUGGUCGGCCACUACUCGCUCUUCCUUACCGCGGGUGAGAGGGACGAGAGGAGCCUCCAGCGUGAUGCCUUCCGCAAGGCUGUGUCCUCCAAGAGCCUGCGCCGUUUCCUGGAGGUCUUCAUGGAGACGCAGAGCUUCCGGGGCUUUGUCCAGGAGCGGGAGUUGCGCCGGCAGGAUACCAAAGGUCUGUUUGAGGUUCGAGCCCAAGAGUACCUGGAAACACUCCCCAUCGGCGAGCACAGUGGCGUCAACAAGUUCCUGAAGGGGCUAGGAAACAAAAUGAAGUUUCUCCAUAAGAAAUAACCUCUGCACAGCCGCCAAAAGCCCAUGCCUUGUGUCACCCUGACUCUUGGCCCACAGAGGG
Messenger RNA from Suncus etruscus (white-toothed pygmy shrew), 2979 nucleotides. RefSeq names its product DENN domain containing 2A (gene DENND2A). The transcript is spliced from 18 exons. The coding region runs from base 54 to 2918 and encodes 954 amino acids. The record is from RefSeq and is a predicted model, not a curated record. NCBI's taxonomy places the organism in Eukaryota, Metazoa, Chordata, Mammalia, Eulipotyphla, Soricidae. Gene Ontology annotation, biological process: retrograde transport, endosome to Golgi. Gene Ontology annotation, cellular component: actin cytoskeleton.